This is a messenger RNA of Schistosoma haematobium, 5617 nucleotides long. Its product is annotated as tumor suppressor candidate 3. Bases 463 to 1449 code for a protein of 328 amino acids. The transcript is spliced from 12 exons. Lineage: Eukaryota; Metazoa; Platyhelminthes; Trematoda; Strigeidida; Schistosomatidae. Gene Ontology annotation, cellular component: oligosaccharyltransferase complex. The record is from RefSeq and is a predicted model, not a curated record.
AAAGGAUUGAAGAAAAAAAUUGUAGAGUUUUAUACAUGCAGAUCAUCUAUGGACCAGAUGACCACUGAGGAAAACUAUCUGUUCGCUGGUUCUGCCAGACAGUCCCGAAACAUGUAAAGUCACUCCGUUAUAUAGAAAAAUGAUCCUUCUACACAUAAAACAUUGUAACAUUUGAGCGCAUCUAUAAAUCAAAGGGGAAGGACGAAAGUUUAGGGAGGUUUUUCAAGUUUGUUUGUUUUGUUUCAACUCAUCAAUAAAACCUACGUGAUUGCCAGCUUGUAAGUGCACUUACUGUGAAUCAUUUUUAUGUGUUUCAGUUGACACUCAUCAGCCAAUUACCUCUUAUCGUUGAAAUUGUUAAAUAUUCCUGUGCUUGGUGAGUAAAUUGUCACUACCAAAUUUACGUGUCUUCGUGCUCUUUUUUACAAUUCAUCCACCCUUUCCACGAGAGUCUGUCAACGGAUGGACAUCACAUUCUCGAGGAUGUUCUUCCUCUUUGUUUAUUUAUCCUUGCUUGCUUUUGGAAAUGGAAUUUCAGUUGAAGAGAUAUUAGAAAAAAAAAUUAGGAAAAUGAAUCAGCUUACUACCAGCCAAUCAUAUAUCAGUCUUGAUACUGAUCAAUUUAAUCUUCUAAUAAAAUCACAGCCCAGGAAUUACUCAGUUAUAUUACUUCUGACUGCCUUAAGUUCUAAUAGGAACUGUGCGCCCUGCAGACAAGCAUUUGAAGAGUUCCAAGUUGUAUCAAACUCUUGGAAGUACUCUAAGCAGCGUGAUGAUCGGUUGUUCUUCGCGAUUGCAGACUUUGACAAGGCACCUGGUGUCUUUGAGUUUCUACAUCAAGAAACUGCGCCUGCGAUUGUGUUUGUAUCGCCUAAAGGAAAUAUAAAGCAAUCGGACUACAUGGAUAUUACGGUUAAUGGAUUUUCUGCUGAGGCGAUCAUGCGAUGGAUAACUGGAAUUACCCAAAUCCAGAUUCGUUUAUUCCGACCUCCAAAUUAUACUGGAACCAUGAUACUUGCCCUUUUUAUGUCCCUUGGGGCUGCGGUUUUGUACUUCCGUCGAAUCAACUUGGACUGUCUAUAUAAUCGUUCAUUAUGGAGUGCAAUAUCGUUGGGUGUUAUUUUCUGUUCUAUUUCUGGGCAAGUGUACAAUCAUAUUCGUGGACCCCCGCUUUUUCAUGCGCCACCUCCUAACGGAGAAAUUAAGGCCUUUAUAUACGAUGGUUCUGACUAUCAAUUUGUUGCAGAGACUUUUAUUGUGAUGAUUCUAUAUAUUGGUUGCUCAGGGGGAAUUCUUCUGAUGACUGAGGUUAGUUCAACUACUGAUCCAACAAAACGAAAAGUUUACACAAUAUCAGGAAUAGCCCUGUUUAUCAUAUCUAUCCACUUUAUACUGUCAGUCUUUCGAAGGAAAUAUCACGGCUAUCCAUAUGGAUUAUUUUUCAGAUAAAUAUUACCGACAACAUGGACGUGUGAUAACUAUGCUUAUUUGUUUCAUUUUUUAAUGAUUUUAACGAAGAACCUUUUUUGUAUUGUAUGUUAUGCAUAGUCAUAUAUCAUUUGGAAUAAAAGUGUUAUUAUUUUGCGUGUGCAGGAAUCACAGUGUUUACUGCCUUUUAUAAGGUCAGUGUUCUUAAGAUGCUUUUGGAUAAACCUGGCUUCAAUGGUGUGAUGUUUGUAAGCUAUCUGUUAGUCGAUUAUGAAUAAUUAGUAUUUUGUUAAAGCUUUAAUUGAUUAGGAUGCCUACAGAAUAUUAUUAUUAUUAUUUAAACACGUAAACAUUGGUACAAGGAGGCACCGAAUACAUAUGCGCCACACUUCAUCAUUCGAUUUGUGUUAGAGCUGGGAUACUGCUCGGGAUCCCAAACUGAAGCAGGUGGUUUCCUUAGUGGGCCACGCCCUGACCCUUUGACUUAGGGGUUCAAUCCAUAAGGCAGUGAGGCAACGCUAGGAGAUGCAGUCCGUUUGUAGCUAGUGGCCAUCAGUAGGUCCAUAUGCCAUUCGUUCCUUCAGGAUCCAGGACUCUAUGUGCACCAUUGGUUUGAAAUCAAGGUUUUACAACUCUCCUAGGUGGACCCUUUGUAUCCACCAACCCUGUUAAAGCGCCGGACAUUCGCUUUUCGACCUCUCAAUUUCAUAAACAACACGCCCUCCGCAAGAAUUGGCAUACAGAAUAUUAUGUGGUCUUAAAGAUGAGCUCCUUUUAUAUACAUAACUCUAAUAAUGUAUAUAUUUAUGUAAUGAUAAUAAUUGGAAGACAUUGAUAAAUGAAUGUCUGGAAUAUCCUAAUCUUUACUACUGACAGUAACUUAUCUAGAAAAUGAUACUGAACAUGGUUGAGAUAUUGGUCAAAACUUUAUUUCGUCGUCAGAUAGUUCAUAUAGAUUCGAAAUUUCAAAGGGUUUUAGCCUCUAUCCGUUUCUUACUUAGCGUAAUGUAUCGAUUAUGAUCUCUCAAGUAUGUAGAGCUGCUCACAAAUUCAACUAGCUUUUCGGAUAGGAAUCGACUACAAAUCUUAGGUUUUAUUAUUAUUUUUCUAUCUAGAGGACCAUUUAUUUUCGAACACAGGUUUAUCAUGAUGUGAUUACGUACAAAGUGUGAUUAGUUUAGCACCUUUCAAAGAAAUUGGUUUAGCAAUAGUCUGCAAAUCAGCAGUCAAUGAAUAUUUUAAUGUUUUCUCAAUGGGAAUUAACACUACUUGCAAAUUGCUAUCACAGAUAGUGACUAUUACAUUUCACCUUGCUAGAUUAUAUGAUAUAGCUAUUUCGUAGUGCCGUAAAUCGUAUAGGCGUAAGUUCGUGAUUAAAGACAAUGAGACGAAAGCUCUGAACCCAAGUUUUGUACUAGUUGGUAUUUGUCAGCAACCAGCAUUUAAAAUCUUAUGGGUUACGUAGACUAGUUACCACAUUGUAACUCCAUUAGUAGAAUUCGGUAUUCACUAAGAGCUAAUAAAUUACUCGGUGAUCAACCAUGACAUACUUAGGGCUUGAGUGAGUGUACAUUUCGAGGAUCUCCAGAUUGUAAAUUAACGGUGUUAAUUCUCUAUGCUGUAAAAGAUCGCUUCAACGUUAUAAAACUUCUAUAUGAAAAAAAUGUUUACAACAUCACGUAAAGUUGAUUUUAUGGCAUAAAAUUGCGUCUGAAAUGAGUUAUAUUUUUAUAAUUUAUCACUGACUGAUAGCUAAAAAUACUAGAAAAGUGGCAAAUAGGGAUGUAAACUUAUCUACCCUUUUUGUGUAUUGAUAAAUUACGAAAACGUUACUAAAAUUUUUUCACUUUAAAGAUUCAUUCUUUGGAAUAGACAUUCCGUUUAGCAGAGAUGUGAGGAACUAGGGAUAUUACGUAAUAGGACGGUCAGAUGAUAAUGUUUUGAUUUUAAGAAUAUUCAAUUGAGGUAUAACAUGCACUCGUAGAGAUACAUAUUUUUAAGAUGAAACAACUCAGGAUUAUUAUUUGCGUAGGAUUGUCUAACAUCGAUCUGUGGUGAAAACCACCUUUACUGAUGAAACUAGUUUUCUUCAGUCUUACAGAAAUGGUUACUUGGUUAGAUCAUAGUAAAACAAUAAACAUUUUAAUAUGAGGUCCUAACAUAACACUUUGUGUGCGAAAAUGAAACUUUUUGAAACGCACGACGAAAUCCUGAGAAGAGUUUGUCAUUAUCAUAUGAAGGUGGCUUUCUCCAUAAUCAAUAUCUGUUAGUGAACCACUAAAAAUUUAAGACCACUGGACGUCUGUUGCGCCCUCGUGUUUGACCCGACGUUAAUUAAAACGGGAACAAACCUAGGGUUUUCUUGCCUGGUAACUAGCACAAAACCUGUAGAUCACUUAGUUUGAAUCCAGUGGUAUAUAAUUUCAACCUUAAUCAGUUUACUAUGUAGCCCGAUUAUCACCCAACUCUCCCGAACAUGGUUGAGGACCAUUUGUCACGGUUUCUUACUAAAACUUCCUUCUGGUAGCCGAUCGCCAAUGAGCACGUUAUAGAUAGCUCAAAAUGAAUACUAUACGUUCGAAAAAGAAAAAAGAUAUUGAUUUACUAGUACAUUAGUCCAAGUUAUUGGUUAAUGAGAUGUUUGAUUUCGAUUAUUAAUUACCCCCCUAGUAUCUUGGAAUAAUAGCCUCGUUGAAUAGACGAAGUGUUUGAAAAUGACUAGUCUCGUAAUUUACUACAAUCUUAUCAUUUAUUUCAGUCGAUCAGUCAGUAUCUGUUAAAUAAAACUCGGUCAUUCAAUCAGCGUAGUCUUUAUUGUUUGGUUUGUCAAAAGCAGCUUAUCAUCACGUGGUCUUCGGGAGUACAGCAAGUCAGUCAGUAACAACGUGAAACUUCGCACGUACGUACAUCAGUUCGAGUUGCCAUACCACAUUAGCACAGAGAUGCAGUUAUCUAUUCAAAUCCCGUAGUGGUAGAUGUAGUAAGAAUGUAAGCAGUAAUCGGAAAGAUUAAGGUUUGAAGAUGUUAUUCAAGGGGUAUAAUUCAGUGAAACAAAUUUAGAAAGAGAAAAAAACGGACAUGAAGAAUUCAGAAGACUAGAAUUUGGGAGAACACAAAGAGUGGAUGCACCUGCGCCACUGCAAACGAUUUUGAACCAUGUCAUUCAGGGUCUCUAACCAUCGGUUGCUAUCGUCUCGCGUGUCCCAACCAGAUCAGUCAGGUACAACGUAGGACCAGGCACAUAUAUUCGUUGAUCCAAGUUGCCAUACCGCAUUAACACAACAAGAUAAACACCGGAUUCAUAAAAGCAGUUAAUUCAGUGGUGGUAAUAUAUAAAAGAAAGAUUGCAUAUAGAGAUAUAGUACAAGAAGAAAGAAUUGGUUCGUAGAAAGAAAGAUAUGAAGUGAUUUUAAUCUCUUAGUUUAAGGGAAGACAGAAAGUGUAUACACCGACGCCAUUGUGGUCGAUUCUGAGCCAUGUCACCAAGUCUCCAACCAUUGGUUACGAUAGUCACGCGGACCCCAACCAAGUAGUCUGCAUCUACCAACAUGGCUGAGACUAGAAGUUAGUGACUUCAAGCACUGAUGCCACGUUUCGAUUUGGCCGCCCCUAACUUUCUUCCAACCAUCUCCAAUACCGGAUAGCAUUGCACGUCGUGGUAAUCGGUGUUCAGGCAUACGUAACACGUGGCCCAACCAUCUCAGUCGAUGAAGAUUCAUAACCUCAUCAACCGAUUUACCAUCAUUUCCUAAUACCCUGCGUCUAACCUCACUGUUACUUCCAAACAUUCUGGCAUUGUUGCUUAGUGUUAACAAAAGACUCUGCAUUUUAUCAGCGUCUUCACCAAACAGGACUAUGUCAUCUGCAUAUUCUAAGUCCAUAAGUGAACCUCCUGGAAGGAGAAUAAUGCCUGAGAAUUCAAUCGACGAGAUCGUUAUUUCUAUCAGUAGGUCUAUGGUUUAGGCUUCAUUACUUUAGAAACCUGGUUCAAGAAAUGUGAAGAUUUGUUCAGGGUCGACCUCAAAAAACUUGGUGACGCCGCUAAGGUCAGAAUACACUUACGAAUACUUGAAACGGCUUAACAUGAACGGUACAGUAACUAUCCUCCCAAGAAAUUUUUCUUUCGAUGCAACGAUUGAAAUUUUGUCGCAAGUCUUUGCUGAACAGUCAUCCUUGUUUAAUAUUCGUU